Molecule: messenger RNA, 1218 nt
Organism: Melanaphis sacchari
Lineage: Eukaryota; Metazoa; Arthropoda; Insecta; Hemiptera; Aphididae
Product: KH domain-containing, RNA-binding, signal transduction-associated protein 2-like
Exons: 8
Coding region: 138-1094 (318 amino acids)
Biological process (GO): regulation of alternative mRNA splicing, via spliceosome
Cellular component (GO): nucleus
Molecular function (GO): mRNA binding
Source: RefSeq, a predicted model, not a curated record
AACUUUUCAACAGAAUUAUAUCACUUGAAACAUACUCCCGAGGAUAUUAUAUAUUUAUUUGGUUUAACAAUUAUUGUAAUUAAUUUACAAAAAGAUUAACGUAAAAUAAAAUUUCAAACGGAUGAUUUAUCGCUAUCAUGUCAGAUAUGGAUAUUGUAGAAGUUGACGACGAAAAUCAAUUCCACGGCAAUAAAAGUGAAAAUCAUAAAUUAAAUUCUCAUUCAGAAGCUAGAAAUGGAGGAAAAUCGGAGGGUGUUCGUCGAAUGGUGGAUAUAACUCGUGACAAACCAAUUAAAGUUUCCAUCAGGGUAGCCGUACCUGUAAGAGAUCAUCCAAAGUUUAAUUUCGUGGGAAAACUAUUAGGACCAAAAGGUAACUCUUUGAAAAGAUUGCAGGAAGAUACCAUAACGAAAAUGGCAAUACUUGGUCGUGGAUCUAUGCGUGAUCGAAACAAGGAAGAAAAGUUAAGAAAUUCAGGAGAUCCUAAAUUUUCUCAUCUCAAAGAUGAUCUUCAUGUUGAAAUAACAGCUUUUGCUCCUCCAGCAGAAGCACACGCUCGUAUUGCAUAUGCUUUAACAGAAGUCCGAAGAUUUUUAGUACCGGAUUAUAACGAUGAAAUACGACAAGAGCAAAUGUGGGAAAUGCAAAUAUUACAGAAGGGAUCGGGAGACGCGACUGAUUCGGAAACCGGCGAGAGUGGAUCUUCGUCCCAUUCCGUGGACGAUAAUCGCCAAAAUUACAGCGCCGUUCAUUCAACCGGAGAAUGUUCGCCGGUGCACGGCAAACACAGCAAUAUCAACACUAAUCAAACGAUAAUUAACGUAUCAGAAAAACAUGUGACUCCGAACAAUUCAAACGGAUUAACAGAAACUCCAGGAAGGAAACGUCCCCUAUUAUCUGGAGAAUGUGCCAAAGUAUCAAUGAAUCCAUCAAAGAGAACAGUAAUGGCAAUUCUGGCAAGAGCUAGGACUGCACAAGUACACGUCAAAGACAUGGUCACAUUUUCACCACAUUUUAAUGGACUCGUUCAGACAGACGUAUCUACAUACAGAGAAAAGCCUUUUAUCCCCACGACCAAUCUACUAUUGAAUUAAAUAUAAUAUAAUAUAAUACUCUUCACAUCAUCCAUAGAUUACCUAGUCAAACUUCUCUGUAGUCACUAUAUAUAUGAAUUAUGGGUCAAUGUACUUUUUAAUCGUUAUAAUAUAAUACUACUUA